This is a messenger RNA of Colletotrichum lupini, 504 nucleotides long. RefSeq lists its product as uncharacterized. Lineage: Eukaryota; Fungi; Ascomycota; Sordariomycetes; Glomerellales; Glomerellaceae. The transcript has 4 exons. Bases 1 to 504 code for a protein of 167 amino acids. The record is from RefSeq and is a predicted model, not a curated record.
AUGGUCCCCGGCCCAUUACAUAGAUUCCUCUCGUCUCAAACCCUUUCGGUAACGCGGGCGUCAUUUUCCUCGGCCGCCGUCUUUGGGGCAUAUUACGCCCGCCCUCGGCUGCCAUCGUGCCGCAUGCUGCAGGAUAGUUUUCGGGACGAGAUUCCAGCCAACAUGACGGCCUCGCCAGAGAAACAUCCUAAACAGACCGUGACUCGCGCGUCUGCGUUCACUUUGCUAAGUUAUGCUCAGCAUUCAAAUUUCCCAAAAAGUGACGCAGACUUGCAACUCGAACAACGUACGGUUGUCGGACGGGACUUUCCGUCCCCUCCAACCUCCACGGAGCUCAAGCAACAAAAAUUCGUCUUAGCUUCCGGUGCGCCCCGUACUGUCUCAUCAAAGUGCGAAACUUUCGAACGCCUGCUUGCAAUCCAUCCCAUCAAAUACUCUGAUAGCUCCACGAUCAUUUGCGUAUCGAAUAGAUGCCGCAGGUUCGCGGUAGGCCAGACGGAAUGA